AUUAUUACUAUCAAUUUUUCCUUAAUAAUAAUCGUUCAAAGCUAGGCAUUUUUGUGUGACUAUUAUAAAUGUUAGAAGGAGUACCUCAAAUUGAUAUGGAAAAACCUGAGUUACAUUGAUAUGGAUAGAGCAUGCACCUUUUGCUACACCCAUGUUGAAACAGUAGCUCACCUUUUCUUCCAAUGCCCCAAUAUAGGGAAAAUUUGGAAUGAUAUAUGUUUGUGGCUUGGUGUUAAGCAACAUAUUACUACACUUGCUGCUGCUGUCAAAUGCUUCAAGAAGUUUUAUGCCGGUGCUAGAAUCAAGAGCAAGGCAGUGCGGAUUGCCAUGUGCUGCACAAUUCAUACUGUUUGGAAGGCAAGGAACAAGCUAGUGUUUGAGAAAAAGGCUACUCCUUCUAAUGAAAUUUUUCUUCAGAUCAAGUUAUUGACUUAUAAGAGUAUGUGAUGUGAGACUUUAACGAUACGCGACAUAUCCGCAGCCAGUGCAUCUCACAAGACGUCGGAUUGGUGGAGACUGGGGUUUUGACAGUCUGGACUCUGGACCAAAGACUUCUUCGACGGUCAGACCCAUUUACCUGAAAGCUUGGUUGCAACUUGCAAGCCACCAAAAAUAAUUGAUGAGUGUUUAUAACAAACAUAUGUGUCCAAUUUAUAUUUUUGUACGAGU
Messenger RNA from Cuscuta epithymum, 669 nucleotides. The record is from the annotation of a GenBank genome assembly. NCBI's taxonomy places the organism in Eukaryota, Viridiplantae, Streptophyta, Magnoliopsida, Solanales, Convolvulaceae.